AUGAGAAAGGAGGAAGCGAGGCUUCAAGUCACCAAGUGUCACAGCAGGAAGGAGCCUCAGAGCUCCCUGCUAAAAAUACCCAUCGCAGCAAGGAAACUAAGCCUCAAGGUUCCCUGGGCCGCCUUGACUCUGCUGUUGCUACUGCUGCUGCCGCCAGCGCUGCUGUCGCUUGGGGUGGACGCACAGCCUCUGCCCGACUGCUGUCGCCAGAAGACCUGCUCUUGCCGCCUCUACGAACUGUUGCACGGCGCUGGCAACCACGCCGCGGGCAUCCUGACUCUAGGAAAGCGUCGGCCUGGACCCCCAGGCCUUCAGGGCCGGCUGCAACGCCUUCUGCAGGCCAACGGCAACCACGCUGCUGGCAUCCUGACCAUGGGACGUCGCGCAGGCGCAGAGCCAGAGCCACAUCCCUGCCCUGGUCGCCGCUGUCUGACCGCAACCGCCACCGCUUUAGCGCCCCGGGGCGGGUCUGGAGUCUGAACCCCAUUCAGUCUCUGUCCU
Messenger RNA from Phodopus roborovskii (desert hamster), 501 nucleotides. RefSeq names its product hypocretin neuropeptide precursor (gene Hcrt). Gene Ontology annotation, biological process: feeding behavior; neuropeptide signaling pathway. The record is from RefSeq and is a predicted model, not a curated record. The transcript has 2 exons. NCBI's taxonomy places the organism in Eukaryota, Metazoa, Chordata, Mammalia, Rodentia, Cricetidae. Bases 1 to 480 code for a protein of 159 amino acids.